GUUACUAUAAUUGAAUUCCUGUGAUGUUUUUUUUCUGUUCUAGUUGUUUUGUGACAUCACCUAUUCUGUUACAUCUUGCACAGAGAAUGAAGCAAAUAGGUAUGGCCGAUUUCUAUGUGCUAUGUUAGAGACUGUGAUGCGGUGGCAUUCAGAGAAAUCAACUUUUGAAAAGGAAUGUGCUAAUUAUCCUGGCUUUGUGACAAAAUUUCGUGUGAGUAAUCAGUUUUCUGAAGCCAAUGAUCAUGUUGGUUACGAAAAUUACAGACAUGUUUGCCACAAAUGGCACUACAAAAUUACAAAAGCAAUGGUAGUUUGUUUGGACUCAAAAGAUUACGUACAAAUAAGAAAUUCACUUAUCAUUCUCAUCAAAAUACUGCCACAUUUUCCAGUUUUAGCUAAGUUACGGCAAAUUAUAGAAAGAAAAAUAGAAAAGGUGCGAGAAGAAGAAAAGAACAAAAGACAAGAUCUCUUCAUUCUUGCUACAAGUUAUAGUGGUCAACUUAAAGCUAAGUCUGCUACUAUGAUUAGAGAAAAUGAUUUUCACCAAGUUGGUGACAAGGUAAUUUACCUUAUUUUAUUUGUGUGUGUGUGCGUGUGUGUGUGUGUGUGUGUU
Messenger RNA from Gryllus bimaculatus (two-spotted cricket), 613 nucleotides. Lineage: Eukaryota; Metazoa; Arthropoda; Insecta; Orthoptera; Gryllidae. The record is from the annotation of a GenBank genome assembly.